GUGACAACAGUGACAACAGUGACAACGGUGACAACGGUGACAACGGUGACAACAGUGACAACAGUGACAAAAAAAGGUGACAACAGUGACAACGGUGACAACAGUGACAACAGUGACAAUAGUGACAACGGUUAGAACGGUGACAACGGUGACAACGGUGAGAACAGUGACAACGGUGACAACGGUGGCAACAGUGACAACGGUGACAACGGUGACAACAGUGACAACAGUGACAACGGUAAAAACGAUGAAAACAGUGACAACGGUGACAACGGUGACAACGGUGACAACGGUGACAACUGUGACAACU
Molecule: messenger RNA, 310 nt
Organism: Porites evermanni
Lineage: Eukaryota; Metazoa; Cnidaria; Anthozoa; Scleractinia; Poritidae
Source: the annotation of a GenBank genome assembly